Mytilus trossulus (common blue mussel) is the source of this 5496-nucleotide messenger RNA. Its product is annotated as interferon-induced very large GTPase 1-like. The record is from RefSeq and is a predicted model, not a curated record. Gene Ontology annotation, molecular function: GTP binding. The transcript is spliced from 5 exons. Lineage: Eukaryota; Metazoa; Mollusca; Bivalvia; Mytilida; Mytilidae. The coding region runs from base 1 to 5496 and encodes 1831 amino acids.
AUGGAAAAGCUAAAAGCAAUUCGUGGUGGACACAGAAGUGUUGUCACAAAACUGAUUACAAGGACAAAUGACAAAAUUUCAAAAAGUGAUAUAGAAAAUCAUGAACUUUCUGCAGCCAUAGAAACCCUAGUGAAAAAGAGAAACUUGCUUGAAGAUUUCGACUCAAAAAUUCAAGAUGGAACAGAAGUCGAUGAUAUUGGCCAGGAAAUUGUGGACAGUGACGAAUACAAUUUACAAGUAGAUGAGGCAAUUCACAAAUUUAAGGACAUUAUAAAGAACUUAGACGCUAGCGUUCUUAAAUCUACGAAUGUUGAAACAUGUAUUCAGAAGCCUUCACUCCUAAUUGACAUAGUAGAUAGUGACUUUGAAGGAAACCAAACCGAACAUCCCCCUCGGCAAAAGACAGAAGAUUUAGUGAAAAAUUCAGAAAUAUCUGAAGUGAUGUCUGACAACGAUAUUGGAAGAGAUGAAUAUUAUGAUUGCGAAGAAAUAAUAUAUGAUAGAGAGGAAAAUAAGGAUACAGAUUUAUUACAAGAUGAAACAAGAAAACAAAUGUUAACGCCGACCAAUGUGACCACUGAAAGAAGCACUCUGAGUACAACUGAGGAACAGAGUAACAAAGUGUUAAUAGGUAAGAAGUUAGAAGACGUUGAAAAUGCUGACACGCCUGGAAGUACAUCGAUACCCAAAGAUACUUACAGCGACAUGAUAAAUUUUCUUGAGCGCAUAGGACUUAAAAGGUUUUAUCCAAAUAAGUUAAUGUUUAUGGAUGCAAUGCGUAUUAAGACAGCAAAAAAGUAUAGUGAACUGAAAGAUGUGGCAUUGAAAUUCCUUAUUGAUAUUGUAAUGAUUAAUUGUGCUUGUAGGGACCAAAUGCUUUAUCUGUUUUUAGAAAAAAUCGCAAAAAAGGAAGAAAGUAAACAUAAAGACACGUCAGUUAAUUUAAGUUUGGGUUACUUCCUGGAUGAUAUCAAAGGUGAAGAUGAAACUAAUAUUAAUCCACUUGACUUACUUCUUGCCCUGUUUAAAUGUAGUGACCCAAUGCUCAAACAAAUGAUUGCGAACAAAUUAUUCAUGUGCAAACUAGCAAUUCCAUUUAUUCUCCCUGAGUUUGGAAAUGAGCCUUUGGAAAUAUGUAUGUGGCCACUGCGAUCAAUUAUUUUAGAAAAAAACAUGGAGAAGGGUCCCUGUCAAGAUAUGUCUGUUGAAUGCCCAUGUGAAAUCAUCUCUUUUGUUCGAAUAGGUUGUCCAUCAGUGUCAAAAUCAAAACUGGCAAAUGAAAUUCUAACAGAUCAAUAUCACAAUACAUUUUCAAACAAAGACUGUCCACUCGGGACAGCAAAACGAAUUUUAAGUGACGGAAUAGUAGAAGCAGCAUGGUAUAUUCCGUCAGACAAAUCAGCAGUUUUUAGAAAUACAGCCAUGUUUCUUAAUUUGAGAGGUAAUGCAAUUUCACAUAGAAAGCAACUCUGUGCUGUUGCACAGCUAUCUGAUAUUUUAGUAAUACUUGUGUUGCUCAGUGACCUGGAAGGCACAUCAUUCAAAGAGGUAAUAUAUGAUAUCGUAACUACCAAAAAAGGAGUUGUUCUAGCAAUCGAUGCGUUUCAAAAUAAUAGAACAGAAGCAUCCGAAAAAAUUGAUGGUUUUAUUAAAACAGUUGAAAAUCACAAUCAGAUGAUUAAGGUAUGUUUCUUAUCGAUGUGCGGUAAAAUGAAGGACACUUCAACAGUUAAAAGUGAAAUGAGAAAUGCAAUUUCAGGAAUGAUGAAAGAACACAUAGCGGAGUCACUAUUUGGUAGAAUACAUAGAUGUAAAAUGACUUCAGACGAGGAGUCUACACUUUUAAAAAGAGCUAAAUCAAAAGCAUUAGAGGUAAUGCAACAGAUUUCUAACGUUUGUUCGGAUGUUAAAGCAUCGGCGGUACCCUUACAGGGGGAUACUUGGACAGAUCGGAGCCAAAAACUUAAAAAUGUAAAUAAAUCAUCUUAUUAUAAAACUUUGCAAGAACAGGGUAAAAUAAGAAAAGAAAUGUUUGAAGAUCGACAAAAACAGUUACAGCAAUGCAAAAACUUAGGACCAUUUAUGAAGACCUUCAUAGAUAUACUAUCAGAUCUAAUAAACUCAGAUAUAGAUUGCAUACUUUUUGUUCUCUGGUUAAAACAUUUUCUCGAUCAAAGAUCGAGAUCUGUAAUUCCUGGAUAUCUGAUUCAGUAUCAAACUGCACACAAAAUCCUAAAGGCAAGUAUGGAAAACAAAGGAGACGCCGCUGCCAUAGCCAAAAAUAGAAAGGCUCUGACACAAAGUGAAUUUGAUCUAGCUGAAGCUUCGUUCGGGUUUGAACAUCUAUGUCGAGAAAUGGGUCAAAUGUAUGAAUCUAUUGCUCAAUGUAAAUCUGAAGAAAAUAACCUAAAGAAAUUAAGAGCCACCCUUCCCUUCAUUUCAGCAAAACUUCUUUACAUGGGAUAUCCAUUUGAAAUAAUGGAUGGGGAUGUGGCCAACGUACCUUUAUGUUGGAUAAGAGCUGUUCUUGAAAAACUUAAGGAUAUUAUAGGGGAGAAAAAACUUCUAGCUAUGUCUGUUUUGGGUAUUCAGAGUUCUGGAAAAUCUACACUUCUCAAUGCGAUGUUUGGACUUCAAUUUGCAGUAAGUGCUGGAAGAUGUACCAGGGGUGUUUUUAUUCAACUAGUUCCAGUAGACAGUCCUAAAUUUGACUAUGUUCUCGUCAUUGACACGGAAGGUUUAAGAGCACCAGAAUUAGCCAAUCAAAAAUUCAACCAUGAUAAUGAAUUAGCAACAUUUGUCAUAGGCCUUGGAGACAUCACGAUUGUCAAUGUUAAGGGUGAAAAUCCAGCUGAAAUGAAAGAUAUUUUACAAAUUGUUGUUCACGGUUUUCUGCGUUUGAAAUUAGCAAAUGAAAAAUUAAAUCUGAAACACUCCUGUGUUUUCGUUCAUCAAAAUGUCCCAGCGUCCAAUGCUUAUUACAAAUUGAUCACAGGUAGAAAAAAGUUUUUGGAAUUUCUGGAUAAGAUGACCAGAGUGGCAGCAGAUGAAGAAAAUGUAGCUAAUAUACAAUCGUUCAAUCAAGUAAUAGAUUUCGAUAGUGAACAAAAUGUGUGGUAUUUUUCAGAUCUUUGGCAAGGUGAUCCGCCGAUGGCUCCUGCUAAUACUGGAUACAGCGAGAGUGUAAGCAAUGUAAAGGAUGCCAUAAUAAAUAGGCUAACAGAAGGUAGAAAUACGUAUUUGAAUAUCGUUGAUACAAUAUCUCGAAUAGAAGAUCUAUGGAAUGGAAUUUUAAAAGAGGAUUUCGUGUUCAGUUUUCGUAACAGUCUUGAGCUUAAGGCAUAUAAUACCAUGGAUCAUCAGUUUCAAACAAUUACAUGGAAAUUAGAAAAGUAUGUUUUAGAAUUUAUCAAAUCUGAAGCAAAAAGCAAAAUUGUUAGUUGUGGGAAUAAAGACGCUCUUGAAACAGUAGUUUCUACCAUAAUGAUAAAACUUACAAAGGACGUUGAUAAACAAGUCGAAAAUCUAAAUAAUGAACUUGAUUCUUUUGUUAAAAAUAGCACGCUUAAAGACGUCAUGAUGCAGUGGACACAGGUCAAAAGAAACAAACUUAGUAUCCUUGCAGAGAGUUUUAUCAUGAAAGCAAAAAAAGCUGUCAACAAUACAAAGGAAGAAAUUAGAAUACAAAAACUUCAGGUAAGUGAAAAAAAUAAACAUGAAAUGGAAAUAAACAAAAGGGCUAAGGAGCUAGCUGUUUUGAUGAAGGGUCAAGUACCAUGUGAAGAUGUAUUACAGACGAAAUUUAAUGGGCUUUGGAUUGGUUGGAUUCAUGAGUUUGAAACGCAUGUCAUUGAUGAUGAUGUUCCAAUCAGUACACAAAUCCAAUUGGUUGUAAGUGAGUCGUUUCCUUCAGAAGCAAGCACCUUUAGUAAGGAUGAAAAGCAAAAUCUACGAUACACAAAAGCUUAUCAAAACAUGAAACAACUAGAAGGAACUGUGACUGUUGAUGAUGUUACUGCUGAACAUAUGAAUAUUUGCAAAUGGUCACGUGGAAUAUUUAAGCGUGAGAUGUUUUCAAAUAGGUGUAAAACCCAAGUUAUUGAUUUCACAAAUAUGAUUUUCAGAAAAAUUGACCUUAAGCUAAAUCAUAAACGUUACACAGAUGGCAUUCGGUUUCAUACGUCAUACGUCACAGAAAUUUUAUACAUUGUAUUAAAUGAAUUUAAUGACUUUAAUAAUCAUAAGAAAAAUGAUUAUGAAUUUAAGUUGCAAAACCCAUUCCGUGCAAUGAUUCUUCGUCAUGUUGUUCGGUAUGCAACAGUUUUUUUUACAAGACAGCAUGACGCCUAUAAUAAAAAGAAUAGCCCAAAAGCGCAAAUGGAACAGUAUAAAAACACAGCAUGGAAACUGUUUAAAAAUACAGUUGAAGAUAAGACUGAAGAUGUGAUUACUUUGGGAUUUUUCAGAGAUGCUAUAGUAAAAGCAGUAGUUGAUCAAGUAUCUGAUUGUCUUAAUAUUGACGCAGUAGGUAGUAUCCGAACUCUUUAUGCAGGGGGGAAAGAAAUUUUAAACAAGGAUAUACUUGUUGAUUUGGCUGAUGCAAAUGACUUUGCAAGAUAUAAAUCCUUUAUUCUAGAUCCGCAUACUUUUGUCGAGAAUUGGAUAUUGCAAAAAUUUAAAACGAAACUAUUUGAAGAGAAAACCGGACAUCUAGGUAGCAGUCUCUAUAGUCAAAAAGCACAGAUUAGAGUGAAAGAUAUAUUUCAGCAUAUUUCUGCAAGUAUAUUAAAAGCAACAAUGGAUUGUCAAGAUGGAACGUCAAACUACAUAUCAAAAUGGACAGAUGCAUUUAUAAAGCACAAUAGCACUUCUUCGAAUCUGCCUUUGUCUAUUGAUGCCUUGCGUCAUGUCAGAGAUAGAAAAAUAUCUAAUCUUGACACUUUCUUAGGACUUUUAACAGAACAACUUUCUGACAUAGAAACAAAAGUACUAAGCAGUUUUUCAAAUGUGAAACCCGAUACUGUUCAAUGGAAAGAAAACCCUAUUCCAGACUUAAUGGACUAUUUAUGGGGUUGCUCUCAAAAUUGCAUGUUUUGCAAGGAACCAUGUGGAAACAUAAACAAAAAUCACUUAAAAGAAUGUUCUCAUAUGUGUUUACAGCAUCGCCCAGAUGGCAUAGGUGGUUUCAAAUGGAAAGAAACAACCAAAAUGUCAGUUGACUUUUGCAACGCUUCUAUCAAUACCGAUGUCGUAUAUAAUAAAGGAGGCAAGACCGGAAAGUUUAGGAAUUACAAAGAAAAUUUUCCCGAUUGGGAAAUCCAACCCGAUCAUACGGUCUCAAAGUACUGGAUGUGGGUUAUGUGUAAGUAUAAGGAUCAAUUGAAGGAGAUGUAUAACACUGAUGAUCCCGAUAUUCCCGAAGACUGGUGGUUGAUUUCAAGAGAAGAGGCAAUUGACAGUCUUAAGAAAUGUAUUAUAGAACAAACUGCCAAAUAA